GGAGACUUUUAGGGCCUUCCCAGACUGUCACCUGGGUGCCGCGGCGCCGGUGGGAGGAAGAAGCCGUCCUAGCUGUGUGUUGUCCUCGCGGCCAGCGGGAAGCGAGCGCCCUCUCGAAAGCCCAGGGGUCCCGAGACCCCUCUUACCAGCGCCAUGGCAGUUCCAGCUUCCGGUUCUCCAUGACUGGCCCAGAAUCCUCCAUUCCAGAACCUCUUGCCACACCUUCAAGACCUAGGUCACCUGUCCCAUGUCUCACUCACCGAGGCGCCUCUGGAAUUUUGCAGCAUAUCUCUUUGGUUGCAACAAGGACAGUGUCCGAGCAGGCUGUAAAAAAUGUGGCUAUCCUGGUCACCUGACUUUUGAAUGCCGCAAUUUUCUCCGAGUAGACCCCAAAAGGGACAUAGUUUUGGAUGUCAGCAGCACAAGUAGUGAAGAGAGUGAUGAAGAGAAUGAAGAACUGAAUAAACUGCAAGCAUUACAAGAAAAAAGAAUAAAUGAAGAAGAGGAGAAGAAAAAAGCAAAAAGCAAAGAGAAAAUCAAGUUGAAAAAAAAAAGGAAAAGGUCUUAUUCAUCCAGUUCCACUGAAGAGGACACUUCAAAACAAAAGAAACAAAGAUAUCAGAAGAAAGAAAAGAAAAAAGAGAAAAAGAGUAAGUCAAAAAAGGGGAAGCAUCACAAAAAGGACAAAAAGAAGAGAAAAAAGGAAAAGCAUUCCUCUGCCCCUAAUAGUUCUGAAAUCUCCAAAAAGUAACUGAGACUUUGGCCUGAACCAUUAAAUUUAAAAAUAUGGUUUUGAAAAUUAUUAGACUUUCCUUGAAAUUUGCUAUAUAAUUAUGCUUUGCAAUAAAUCACAGCCUUUUCCAUAUAGACAUUUUUUCAUAUAUGGGGCCAUUACUGUCUGGCAGUAUUUUAAUGUACUGUGAUUAUAGAGUAUUGAAUCAGUCUUAUUACCUGAUAGCCAUGCCCCAAGUAUGGAUAUUUGUGCAACAAAACUCAUCGUUUUUGGUAUUCCUCUGUGUGUGUGCCUGGCUAGUGUUAUUACUUCAUAAAUUGAUUGUAAAUGGCUUUACUACAGUCAACACAGGCAAUCUACUUAGCAGUUAAUGAGUACUGCUGAAUUAAGUGUCCACCUUCCAGUGUUAAAGUGAGGUAGGGGAUAAUGCUUUGCGCUUGACACUGAAAAUUUUCAUAGCUUUAUAUCCUAUGAUAAUGUAUAAUGAGAGUGAAGUUUUUCACUGUUGUUUUUAAAUCUUGGCUUUUUUUGGAUGUCACAGGAGGUGAAGCUGCUUUAUCGGUCUUGACUAGAACUUUUUAAAUGAAUGGCAUCAGCAGGAAGAUGAUAAUGAAAGUAUUUGUAACAAAAUUUCACUGUUUUCUGAGAUGCAGAGUUUCUAGUACCUGCCUCCUUGGUUUUUGUAACAAAAUAUUUCUUCCUUGCUUAAAAAGACAAGUCUAGUUCAGCCUACUUGUAGGUCUCAUAGAGAUGAUGCUGUGUUGGGCAGGAUUUUUAAGAUAGACUCCUGGGUUGUUUUACAAAUAUGCCAUAUUGGCAUGUCUUAAAGAAAUACCUCAAACACAGAACUUUUUAUUUAGGAGGAUAACAGCUAAAUCUUCAUUAGAACUGAUUUUUAUUGUAUUCGGUAUGUAAAUUUUAUGACGCUUGUUUCUAUGAGUAAUGUGGAAAUUUUUUAUAAAUGUGAACAUAUAUAUAUAUUUGUCUGAAAUAAUUUGUAGUUUUGAAGCAGGUUUCCACUGAAUUUAUGAGUUCAUAAGUGACUAGUUUGGGGUGUUUCUCUCUUUGACUUCAAUCAUAAACCUCAGGAGCAGUGACAAAAAUUUAGGAUUAAGAAUUUUAUUCUGUAUUUUUUAAAAUUUAAGAGUCAGGGAGUUACAUCAUGAAAGCCUUUAUAUAACAAUGGAAAUUUUAUAUGAGUUAGCAUUUUCAAACACAUAGUUGUAGAUAUAAAUGUUUCUACAUUUUUUUAAUUUCUCAAUGAUACUUGGAUAUCCCUUAUGUCCAGUAAGUUAAAUACUUAUUGUAGCAGCAUCGAAAGUCAACUAAUUAUCAUGGUACAGCACCAAAGAUUGUAAGUACCUCACUGUGGUGCAGUUAUAAAUUUUCAAAUUGGUAGCCUACAGACAUGGCUGCAGGUGAAUUCAUUAUGAUGAAAUCAGGUAAGUACACAUAACCUCACAGGCUGGAAAGGUGUACUGAUUCUUCCUUCACCCAGCACUCCUAUCUGGCAUGACCUCAGUAAGACUGGGAGAGCCUCAUAACUCCUCUUAGCAUAUGCUUACAUUGUGCAGAUUCUAGGGAAGCUACAUCCACAUCCCUUUUCUAACAUUACAGCCAUGGAAGUGCUCACACUUGUAGCUUUUCCAUAACCUAACUUAGUCCUAUGGCCUCCUUAAAAAGAAAUCCUUUUGUUUAAAUAGCUUAGUCAGUUAUUGGAGAGAAACACAGAGCUACUAGGUUUUUAAGGGUUUGUUUUGCCUUUGCUGUAGUUUAUGUAUUUUUGAAAACUAUAUUUUAGGAAAAUACAAUCCUUUGGUUAUCAGUAUGAAAAAAAUAAGUAAAAAAAAAACUUUAAAAUAUUAUUAGAAAACCCUACAUGCAAACAUAUGGUCUCAUCUUAUUGAGUGUGUAACAUGGUUAAAAAUGAUAAUUGUAGUGACACAAGAGUUGAUCCAGUUAUUUGUAAGUUUUACUUCUGUUAAUUGUAGAGAUAAUAAGUUGGCAGAUUUGUUAUCCGGAUGCUGAGACAAUCAGUGGCUCAGGAGAGUUAUAUAAAAUUCAGGCCUCAUUAACUAAUAAGAGUUCGCAAAUUAAAAGAUCUUAACGUUCAGUAAUAUUUUUCCCCAGAAAAAUCUCUUGGAAUUAUUCUUGAGUAAAUUUCCCAUAGUCUGAGAAUAGUUUAUGAAAGAUCUCAUCUGAAUAAAAUUCAUUUAUUUUUACUAAAGUAAUUUUCUUCUGAAGUGAUCUUGUUAUUAUUAUUGGGUUUGGAUGCAAAUCUCACUAAUAUAUUGUAGGAGAAAAUUAGUGACAUUUCCUCUCAGGCAGUAUGUAGCAUAAGGAAAACUGAACUUAAUAGUAAAAAUCCAAAAGUCCUAGUUGUCCACGCUUCCAUUGAAGGGGCAGGGGUUCAAUCCCUGGUCGGGGAACUAAGAUCCCGCAUGCCGCACGGUGGCCAAAAACACAAGUCCUAGUCAUUCUGGCUACCUGUGUGACCUUCAACAAAGUAAUUUACCUUCGCUGGGCCUUGGUGUCUUUCAUCUAUAAAAUGUUGUACCAAAUUAUCUCUGAGAUCCCUUCUAGUUCUUAAUAUAUAUGAUUAUCAAUACUUCAAAUAAUAUUAUUUUAGAAAUUAUUUUCAUUUAGAAUAUAAAUUAUUAUAUUCAUUUAUAAAUUGUUACAGAUAAGCAGGUAGCAUUCUGUAAACUGUAAAAGUUGAAUUUAUUAAUGUAACUGUUAAACACAUGUUACUUCUUUAAGCAGAUAAUUGGUAUUUGGUUCAUAUCCUUACCACCCAGUGUAUGUUAUUUUCACUAGAUGCAGACAGAAUUUAUGUUUAGAUUUGUAUCUGUAACCUGAUUAUCUGAAUACUUUGAGACUAUUGCUUUUAGGCUGAUGGACCUACGCCCCAUACAGUUCCGUAUUUCUUUUCUCCAUAUCUUCUGUUGGCUAAAAGCUCUCAGAGGGAUCCCCAGUGCUUCAUACUUAAUACAUAUCUGUUUACAUCUUUGGUUCUUUGAGGCUAAAACAUCAGUGAGUAAAACAACUGUGUGUGUCUGUAUUUAUGACUCAUUCUGUCUAAAAUUACAUAGGCCUAGGUUACCUUCAAUUAAACUAGAUUGAAGAGUUAUCAAUAAUAGUCUUGUUAAAUGCCAUUGAGUCCUUUCUUCAAUAAACAUUUACUGAGUGCCUAGCAUAGCAAACACUAUGUUAAAUACCAGGGAUACGGAGAUAAAUAAGACACAUUUGCUUCCCUGAAAGGAAUUCACAGUUUAGUUGGUAGGAGAAACAGCAGAACUCAUCAUUAGGUAUUAAGUGCAGUAAUUGGGUUUAUAGAAACACACAGGAGUACCUAACAUAGUCCGGAGAAGUUAGAAGAGGCUGCCUAGAAGAAGUAAUGCCUGCAGUGCAUUUUGAUUGAGGAUGAGAGUGGGAGUUGACAGAAUGAGUACAGUGAACAAAGCCCACAUAGAAAAAGCUGGGGCGUGUGUGUCAAGAAUUAUAAGCCCUGUGUGGGGCAGGAGUGGUAAGAAUUGAGACCACCAUUCUAAGUUCUCAGGUACAAGAGAAGGAGGUUUUAUGUUCCAUGUAUGGGAGCUUGGCCUUUAUCUGUAAGCAAGAGACGCCAUUAGAGAGUUUUAAGGGAAGAAAUGACUUUUAUUGAGGUUUGGUUUCAUCCAUUUCAUAAUCCAAUCC
Delphinapterus leucas (beluga whale) is the source of this 4429-nucleotide messenger RNA. RefSeq names its product SREK1 interacting protein 1 (gene SREK1IP1). The record is from RefSeq and is a predicted model, not a curated record. Gene Ontology annotation, molecular function: zinc ion binding; nucleic acid binding. Lineage: Eukaryota; Metazoa; Chordata; Mammalia; Artiodactyla; Monodontidae.